Grus americana (Whooping crane) is the source of this 2427-nucleotide messenger RNA. RefSeq names its product immunoglobulin superfamily DCC subclass member 3 (gene IGDCC3). Lineage: Eukaryota; Metazoa; Chordata; Aves; Gruiformes; Gruidae. Bases 112 to 2427 code for a protein of 771 amino acids. Gene Ontology annotation, cellular component: plasma membrane; axon. The transcript is spliced from 14 exons. Gene Ontology annotation, molecular function: protein binding. Gene Ontology annotation, biological process: cell-cell adhesion; axon guidance. The record is from RefSeq and is a predicted model, not a curated record.
CGCCAGCUGGGGGGGGUGGUUCUCGCCUCGCCUCCCUCCUUCCCUCCCUCCUGCGCGGGCUGCUCCCUCCCCGUGGGGCGCAGGGAGGCGAGCCCGCCCGCCCGGGAUGCCAUGGCUCCGCCGGGCUCCGCGCUGCCCGCCUGCCUGCUGGGGCUGCUGCUGCUCGGCUGCCGCGGAGAUUUUGGCCGUUCCUCCGAGCUGGCGUUCGUUGUGGAGCCUAGCGAUGACAUCGCUGUGCAGGAGCAGCCCUUGAUCCUCUACUGCCAGGUGGAGGGCAUCCAGCCCAUCACCAUCACGUGGCGGAAGAAUGGCGUGAUGAUCGUGGACAGCGAGAAUGCCUUCAUGUUGGCCAACGGGUCGCUCUACGUCUCCCGCUUCCAGAGGGUCCGGGGAGACGGGUCCUCGGAUGAAGGCGAGUACGACUGCAUGGCGCAAAACCACUACGGGCUGGUGGUGAGCCGGAAGGCGAAGAUUCAAGCGGCGACGAUGUCCGACUUCCACAUCCACCCUCAGAAUGCAGUGGUGGAGGAAGGUGGUGUAGCCAGAUUCCAGUGCCAGAUCCAUGGCUUGCCUGAGCCGGUCAUCCUCUGGCAAAAGAACCGCAUGCCGGUCAACACAGACAAUGAAAGGUACACGCUGCUUCCCAAGGGGGUCCUGCAGAUUACAGGACUGAGGGCAGAAGACAGUGGGAUUUUUCACUGCGUCGCUACCAAUAUUGCUAAUGUGAAGUUCAGCCGGGAGGCCAGACUCACCGUGUCAGGCUCCCACUCCACCGUUUACAAGGACCCCAUGAUUCUCGUCGGUCCGGAGAACCUCACACUGACUGUGCACCAGACCGCUGUGCUGGAGUGCAUCGCAACGGGCAAUCCCCGGCCCAUCGUCUCCUGGAGCCGCCUAGACGGCCGCCCGAUUGGCGUGGAGGGGAUCCAGGUGCUGGGGACAGGAAAUCUCAUGAUCUCGGACCUCACCGUGCAGCAUUCUGGCAUCUAUGUGUGCGCCGCGAACAAACCCGGCACUCGGGUGCGAAGGACCGCGCAGGGCAGGCUCGUUGUACAAGCCCCCGCAGAGUUUGUGCAGCAUCCCCAGUCCAUUUCCAGGCCCAUGGGGACUACUGCCAUCUUCACGUGCGUGGCCCAAGGGGAGCCACCCCCGCAAAUCACUUGGCUGAGGAACGGGCAGAUCCUGGAGACCAGCGACCACAUUAAGCUGAAGAAUAACAACAGCACUCUCUCCAUCUACGGGAUCAACCAGGCGGAUGAAGCCAUCUACCAGUGCAUCGCCGAGAACAGCGCCGGCUCCACGCAAGCCAGCGCUCGCCUGACGGUCCUGUGGGCAGAUGGGCUGCCCGGUCCUCCGCAGAGCGUGAAGGCUGAGACGGUCUCUGCAACCACCAUCCAGGUGUCUUGGAAAGAGCCUCUGCAGAACACCAAGGAGAUCAUCGGCUACGUGCUGCACAUUCGGAAAGCUGCAGAUCCCGUGGAGAUGGAGUAUCAGGAGGCUGUUAGCAAGAGCACCUUCCAGCAGCUAGUGACUGAUUUAGAGCCCUCGACCAGCUAUAGCUUUUAUAUAAAGGCUUACACCUCCCGGGGUGCCAGCAAAGCCUCAGAAGUCACAGUGGUGAGCACGCUGGGAGAAGUCCCAGCCAUGCCGUCCCUCUUUAUUAAAGUCAUUAACAGCACCACCGUCCGGGCUACGUGGGAGCCCUCCAUCAAACUGGGCCAGCACGAAGGCUUCAAGCUGUAUUACCGCAAGGUCCACCUCUCCCAGUACACGGGUCCGGUGCUACUGCCCAGCAACGUAACAGCGUACAACAUUACCCACCUGGAUGCGUCGGUGGUGUAUGAAGUCAAGCUCCUCGCCUAUAACCAGCACGGGGAUGGAAAUUCAACUGUCCGCUUCGUGUCCUUGAGGGAAACUGUGGAGAGGACAGUGCUGAAUCCCCCUUGCGAUUGCAUGAAGGACGAGCAGAACAAUAAAACCUCCACAACCGGCAUCAUCAUUGGGAUCCACAUCGGCGUCACGUGCAUCAUAUUCUGCGUCCUCUUCCUCAUGUUUGGGUACAGAGGAAGGCUGCUGAUGUGCAAAAACGUGCAGGAGCAGCUGUCAACCCCGCAGAUCCCCAGGAGCCAGCGAAAUGCCACGGGCCUCGUCCUGAACGGAGCCGCUCGCAGGGACAGGGACGACCGGGACUUGAAUGGGAAGCAGCUGGACAUGAACGAGCUGGAGCGGUUAUUCCCAGCAUCCCCAUCCCAGGAGCAGCAGGAUAAGGGAAUACCGGCGGCUCACAGCCCGCCGGCCGCCCACGACGACACCCAGAUAUCCGCGCUCCCUCUGGAUGAGUUCGGCAUCAUCGAGGAGCGGCCAGACCCCCUCCCGAAAAGCCCCGCAGCUCCGGCUCCCGCCCACGGUCCCGCCAAUGAAGGAUAA